CUUUUUGUGCAGCAACUUUCAAAGACUUGGCAUGCAAGACUAAGCGUUCAAGGAUGCAUGUCUUGAAGGUUGUAGCUCUUUUUAUUUGUCUCUUGUCUGCUGCAUUGCAGACCAGAGCUCAAGGAGCUUAUAGUGGAGGCAGCUACUGCAAUAAUGCUACAGAUCCUGCAUGUUUUGCUAACUGCCCAACUUACACUGAGGAAGCUGGUCCUACCAAAAUACUAGAAAAGGGUCUAUUUAUCAGUGACAAUGACGUGAAUGAGUUAUUCCUGAUGCAGUCUGCAAUAGUUGAAGUCUUUUCUGAUACAGCAGAUUUUAAUGCCAUUGAUCUCAAUGCAACAUAUCUACCUGAGGGCCUAACUCAACAAACAAUGAUCACAACAGAGAAUAGGUUGGACAUUAAAGUUCUAACUAUUGAAGGAGAGGCCUCUGUACUGGAGUAUCAAGAAAUCCUACGCAAUGUCACAUUCUUCAUUAAUUCCACGGAGCCUGAUAGCACCAAUAGGACUAUAUGCUUCAGUAUAUUUGAUGGGAUACAUCACAGCAGUGCUGCCUGUGUAGUCCUAAGAAUAAUACUCUUGAAUGAUAAUCCUCCAUCAAUUGUGAAUGCCACUGGGCUGGGAGAGCCCUAUGUUGAAGGAUCUGGUGGUGUAGGAUUAUUGGAGGCUCUCAAUAUUACUGAUGAUGAUGAUCCUACACUAUUCCUAAUGGAGGGAGCUAGUAUCAAUGUACUGAACUUGUGCAAUUCAAUUUCAGAUGAAAUACUAGUUGAUACCAGUGGUACUAACAUUGUGAUAGAUCGAGAUGGGCCUUGCCUAAUCCUAUCUGGCAAUGACACCAUUGCUAAUUAUACUCAAGUCCUACUGUCAGCAAGAUAUAAUAAUACUGAAGACGAGCCUGAUAUCACUGAUAGGACUAUAGAGUUUUUAAUUUAUGAUGGAAGAUAUAAUGCAUCUUUUAAUGUUUCAAUAUCAUCUGUACCUAUAAAUGAUCAUCCAACUGUGGUUCAAUUCGCAGACAAUGUAGCAAAUUUAAGUGAGGCUAAUUCUUCAAGCAUUUUAGGCGCUCUAUCUCCAAUAACUUUAACUGAUUCUGAUACUAAUGUUCCUGUAUAUGUGAACAGUGCUAGGAUUGAGAUACUUGAUCCUUCCAGUGGAGAAGAGUUCUUGGAAUUUAUUGGGAGCUCUAACAUCAGUGUACAUGUUAACAAUUCAUGCAUUCUUAUUAAUGGCACUGAGACUUUGGAUAAAUAUGAAUCACUGAUUAAUAAUACUAUAGUCUACAUUAUUAAUGAUGAACCACCUUGUCCUCUUGAUAGGAACAUUAAAAUUACCAUCAAUGAUGAUAGAUAUGCUAUUUUAACAGUAUCACUGAUUCCUAUCAAUAACAAACGUCCAAUACUUAACAGUGUAUCUCCAGUUAUCUUCACUGAGAAUGACAUGCAGUUCUAUCCAUUUCAGUCACUCAAUAUUACCGAUCAUGACAACUAUUGCCUGCAGUAUGGAGGUGUUAUAGGAAUGGCUGUGGCUACUCUAAGGAAUGUUCUUGUCAAUGAGUCUUUGAUGCUUCAUUCUCAAGCAGAAUGGCUGCAUUAUUCUCCAAUCGCCUGUAAUAUCCCCACUCCUCAAUUGCCCAACCCUAAUGAAGUUGAACUUUUGAAUGAUAAUGCUACACUGUAUUACUACUACUGUAGUGCUAAUGAUACUGAAAUUAGAAUUAUUGGAACGGCAAGUAUCAGCCAAUAUGAGAAUUUAUUGAGAAUGGUCCACUAUUACUACUCAUUUGAACCAACAGAAAUUGCAAGAUCACUUGAACUCCAAGUAUCUGAUCUAUCCUUCAAUAACUUAUUGAAUAUUACUGUUGCCAUUAACCUCAUUAACGAUGAGCCUCCAUUUGUCUCCACUGACCAGUCCCUAUUCACUUUCACAGAAGAACCUAACAGCCUACCAGUGGUACCAGUGUCCAUAGUCUCCCCAUCGGCAACCAUACUGGACAACGACAGGCUUGAUGACAACCACAGGGUUGUCUCCCAAGUCUGUGCCUCCAUUAAUAACGUCUUCUCAGGUGACGAGCUGUUCUUUGAUCUCGAGAAUGACAACAGUUCGGCAAAUUAUAUACUCAAUGAGACGGAGACUGAAGUCUGUGUCAAUUUCAGUUCUUGUGCUUUUGCUAAUACUUCUUGCUUUACUACACUCUUGAUGGGUUUUAUGUAUGAUAAUAUUGAAGACGAACCAGAUCUGACCCCCAGGAAUAUUACAUUAACUGCAAUUGAUGAUACAGCAAACCUUGAGAGGUCUAUUGUCAUCAUGGUAGCCAUCACCCCCAUUAAUGAUCAUCAGCAUUAUCUCAUAUUGGAUGGAACUAACAAUAAUAAUGAUAGUGUUGUUGUUUUUAAGGAAGAUGAUCAACCAGUUUUAUUGACUAGCAGUCCAAGAGUUGUUGAUAUUGAUGUUGGUCAGAAGAACUUUACAUCAGCAACCAUCACUAUAUUAGACGCUGAUUAUCAAUAUGAUACUAUAUCACUAAACACAACAAUGGUAUCCCAGUAUGGCUUGGUUCUCUCCAACACUUCCACUUCAACAUACAUCCUAAUAGAAGGAUCAGCCACUCAGUCUGCCUAUGCUCAUGUUCUCUCUACAGUAACAUUCAUUAACACUGAUGAUGAGCCUACCCCACGCGACCGGAGUAUCAAUAGGAUUGUGGAUUUUGAAGUUUCCGAUGACAGUUUCACUGACACAUCAAUAGCAAACAUAACUUUGAUGCCAGUUAAUGAUAUUCCUACUCUCAGCGUACCUGAUGUCACCUUUAAUGAAUCCACUCGUGACCCUGUCUAUCUCUUCCCUCCUGAUGUAGCUAUUGAUGACAGUGACGAUGAAAUUAUAGAAUUUGCUAGGGUCAGGAUAGAAUCUCCAUACGACAGUAUGGAUAAUUUAACUAUACAUGGCACAACGGACCUCACCAUUACUACUCAGACUAUAACAGAUCCUGCUCCAACUCCUUCUGUAUGUUCACCAGCUGUGAAUGAGUACACAAUUCAACAGAUCAGUAUGACGGGACCUUUAAAUAAAACAGAUUUUAACUAUGCAUUGAGUAAUAUUACCUUUUCUAAUUAUUGUCCUGGACUGCUGACAAGCAGAAGAAGAGUCUCCAUAAUCCUUUUUGAUGAGAUGAUGGGUUUUAGCCCAAUUUCUAUGUACAUCAAUAUUGCUACUGUUGAUGAUCCUCCCUAUUGCUACUUCGGAUCAUGGCCAGGAGUGACUACCAGUUCUGCUGUAUAUAGUGAGUAUGAUCCUCCAGUAAGUAUUGCUGCUGAUUUCACCAUCCAGGACUUUGAUGGUCCUCAUUACCUACACAAUAUAACACUGGAGGUCACUAAUCUAGAUAAUGGAAACAGUGAAGUACUCAGUUUCAAUACUACUGGAACAAAUAUCAGCUAUCGUGAAACAAGGAGCUUGUUUGCAGCCACCUAUAUUCUAACUGGCUAUGACACAUUUGAUAACUACACUAAGGUCUUGAGAACGCUAACGUACGUCAACAACAUCAUGAAUCCCUAUGACCAGCGGAACCGUCUCAUUAGGAUCAUGCAUCCUGAUCCUACCUUCAAUCCUUGUCAAAUCAGCAUAGACGUCAUAAACAUUAAUGUACCUCCAGUCAUAACACUGGAUCAUCAUGUUACCUACAUAGAGGAUCAGGGACCGUUGCUUGCUAGCAAUACAACCAUUGAUAUAACUGAUGAGGACAAUGGCCGCUUGAUUCGAGCUAUGAUUUACAUUUCUAACUCUCCAACUGAGUUUGGUUCUAUCACUGAUUCCCUUACCAUUGGUUCUGGUUUCACCAGUGGGGGUUUAAGCAUCACUGGUAAUGGUACUAACAGUAUAACAGCAGUGGCCGCAGUUUCUCAGUUACAUUCAGUUUUUGAGUCUCUUUUAAGUAACAUUUUUUUCGAAACGAAUGACCAAUCAACCAAUAUCACUCGUAACUUAACAAUGACUGUUCAAGAGUUUGCUAAUGACCCUAGUCAACCUGCUGUCAUUCCAAUAUACAUUGAACAACGAAACGACCGACCUGUAUUUAUCAGUGACCCAUUGAUGACAACAGCAACUCUGGACGACUACCUUCCUGAUAACAACGGCUUUGCUACUACCUCUCUUUUAAACAGAAGCGUGGUCAGUGAUCCUGAUUCUAUCUACCCACCUAAUCCUGACUUCGUUGGCAUGGCUAUCUUCGAUUACAGCAUGAGUAAUCCCUCUCUUGGUGUCUGGCAGACCUGGUAUAAUGGCUCAUGGGUUAACUUCACUACUGUUAGUGCCUGUAGCCCACUUUUCAUCUCUCAAGGACAAUGGCUAAGAUUCCACCCUUUUCCAAGGCUAGAGAAAGAGAAUGGAGAUGCAAGCAUCACCUAUUGGGCUUGGGAUGGUACUAGUACUGUCACAUGUAACAAUAACUCUGUUAGGACUGAUGUGGAAUCUCCUGUCAGUAACACUUCAAAUAGUAGAUUCCUUUCCUCUUCCUUCUAUUACUGA
Molecule: messenger RNA, 4523 nt
Organism: Amphimedon queenslandica
Lineage: Eukaryota; Metazoa; Porifera; Demospongiae; Haplosclerida; Niphatidae
Exons: 19
Coding region: 54-4523 (1489 amino acids)
Source: RefSeq, a predicted model, not a curated record